Molecule: messenger RNA, 1380 nt
Organism: Puccinia triticina
Lineage: Eukaryota; Fungi; Basidiomycota; Pucciniomycetes; Pucciniales; Pucciniaceae
Exons: 7
Coding region: 1-1380 (459 amino acids)
Source: RefSeq, a predicted model, not a curated record
AUGGAACCACCGUCAACUCAACAGCGAGAUACCCACCCAAACUCGCCAGAAUAUGUCCGCGAACUCGCCCGUUUUACAUCUCUCCACCCAGGCCUGGUGGACCCAGACAACCUGUUCUCGGUUUUUAUUGGUACCGCUGGUUUAAAUUCAGUAGAAAAGUACCACAGCGAACUAGAAGGAACUUUUUGUUCUCUCGCCAAAGGAGACGAAAAACUCUUUAAGAUUGCCUGCGGCGCAUGGUCCUUUUUUUACAAAGGAGUUCCUGAUUCUAAGGCACAGCUCCAGCUCACCCUCGACCUCAACGAUGAAAUUGGAGAUGCAGAAACAAUCAAUAAACUAGUCAAGCUUGCCCACUUUGGGCGAUACCCCAGCCUCGAAGGUCAUAACCUCACAAACCAAGAGAUGCUUGCUGCACUUGCCAACCCAAUAGUUCACACCGAUAUACAACAUUACAAGCCCCAAAUCGAAUGGUCUACUAAAAUUGUCAAAGCUGGUCUUCGUGCCAAAUAUAAGAGGUCCAAUCUUAUUAUUGAUCCAAUCCUAGCCGACCUCCGCACUCAUACCAAGAAUUGGAACUCUUCAGUUUACAAGGCUCCCUACACCUGCAUCAUCGGCCCCUCGAUGAUCGGUAAAACACGAGCCCUCAUGGAGUUAGGUCAGCACGUAUGCGUGGUUUACAUUUGUCUCCGUAGCCCGAAGUCGACUGGCCAACCUGCUCGUUCGAAACUCGCCGAUUUAAUCUUCCCAAGCAAGUCCGAUGACCUGAUACUGCAUUACUCGAAACUGCUGGCGGCUAUUCUAGAAGCAAUGGCUGAUUUUUUCUCACGAGAUACUGUUGCCAAGAUGGAGGAGAAAGACCAAUUAGCUGCAUGGAAUCAACACAGUUUUCCGGACGACGACGACCACGAAUUUUUUUCUGACGAAACAACGAUCAAUCCGCACCAACUCGCCAGUCCCCCCGUCGAUCAAAACGAAGGCGCAGUUCACAGCAGUAAAAACCUAAAGGACGACCCACGAGUUGGCUGGCACGGAGCUGCUGGCGAUCGAGUGUCCGAGUGGAAGCCGAAGACAGAAGGCACCACAGGUCAACGGGGACAAUCCGGAUCGGUCGAAGAUGGAUGGGUGGGCCGAGUCUGCUGUCCAGUCAGCUCGACGGGAGGCGUCGAAAUCACCCUCGUCCAACCCUCCACUCCUGACUUCAUCCGAUCCGUCCCCGGCGAAUGGGUCCAGACCAACAUCCUCGUCAAGCUCAUUAAACGCACCCGAAGACCCAAGAACCGUCCAACUGGAAGCACCGUCACAGUACUACUCCUAAGGAGCAUGCCGACCAACAUAACCGCCUCUUCAAGAUCGAACCGGGUGAUCCCUCUGACAGUGUAG